CGCUGGGGCACGAGCAGUGAAGUUCGCUAGAUUCGAGCUGGCAAGCGAAAUAAGAGUGCGAGAGAUCUGUGGGGUAGGGUAAGGUGGAUAAAUUAUGCUGGCAUGUGACAGAAAACGGAAACAAGUCAUUGCUUAAUCAAAUCUAGUGGCAUUUCGGGUUCUCAGCCUAAACGUUUGUUGUAAGGAACUCUAAUUUCAUGUUUCGCCAAUCGAAUCAUUUGCAACAGAUAUCAAACUUUCGCCACGCUGAGGCAUGUUUUCCGUUUAUAGCCCGUUACAAAAUGUCUUAGUCUUUGAUCUAAACUAAGGGAAGAUUCCUUUGAAACGCUCCCAGAAUUUCUUCUGCUCCAGCUCCACACAUAAUAAUUAAAAUAUUAUAAUCCUAGACAAUUAUCACUCUAACCAAUUGUAAUUAUUUUUCGUUGAACUCUUCCAUUACUUGUGGGUAGAAAAACUGUCAUCCUCCAUGGAAGAGAUCAGCUGGUCUGCGCUUUCCUUUGUGUUGGUGAAGCAAAGUGUUACUCGUUCAACAUAGCCUCUCUCCAUGUGAAAGUACUCCUUACAAGGAAGGUGCUCUCUGUGUUCCUGAAUAUGAAUAGAACUCCUAUCACCGUGACAGUAAGCCUGGAUUCUGUGGAACUUACGGUUCUUAACCUCCACACAGAUCACGGACACCUUAAGAUCGCUUCGAUGGCUAGAUGUUAAACAAAGACCAAUUGUAAAUGGUGUGAAUCUUGGUUUUGUGCUUAGCUUUGGGGUCCUUUUCCCAGAGCUGAUGGAAUACUUUGGAGAGACCAGGGAAAGAACAGCUUUAGUCGGCUCAAUUGCAGUGGGAAUGGUUUGGCUUGCAAGUCCGCUGGUCGGUUAUUUCUGUGAUCGCUUUGGUUGUCGGGUCACGUGUUUCGUAGGAGGCACGCUAUGCAUGGCUGGCCUUGUGUCGACGUCAUUUGUUCCAAACCUCACUUGGAUGUACUGUACGUAUAGCGCAGUGUAUGGUUUGGGAACAUGCUUCAUCUACAACCCUUGCUUUCUUAUAAUUGCCAAGUACUUCAUGGAGAAGCUAUCCAUUGCAACUGGGAUUGUUUCGCUGGGUUCGAGUCUGGGUUACCUGUGCACUGGACCUUUGCUACAAGCACUAUUGGACGCAUAUGGAUGGAGGGACACUUUCAGAAUAAUGGUGGCGACAUUCGCUCUUGUUUGCAUCUUGAGUUUGACAUUUAACCCCAACGUACAAGGCAUAACAGUAGUAGAAACAUUUACCCCUGAAAAGGAUAACAAUCGAGCUCAAACAGUAAAGAGGAACGCACUCUUUUUUUAUUGCAGCGUGUGGGUCUUUCCUGCUUACACUGUGUUCGUUGUUUCACUCGUACUUGCCAGUUUUUCGAUGUAUAUUCCCUUCAUCAAUCUGGUCAAGUUUAGCGAAGAUGUCGGAAUAUCUCCACAAAAAGCCUCCCGACUGUCCAUCUUCAUCGGCCUUGCUUCAGCCGUUGGACGAAUCACAACAGGGAGAUUGUGCAAUGAUAAAAGAGUAAAUCCAGUUUACAUUUAUCAAGCGUGUUUGGUUACCGCUGCUCUUGCCACAUCGAUACUGCCAAUGGCAAAGGAAUACUGGCAAAUUAUAAUUUUCAGCGCAACUUUUGGAUUAAGUGAAGGUGUAUUCAUAACAACCCAGAAUUUCAUUUUAUUGACCUGUGUGGACAAAAAACGAAGGACUGCAGCUUUCUGUAUCAACAACCUGCUAUAUGCCUUUACUGCAGCAGCCGGCGGACCCGUUGCCGCCCUGAUGGCUGACAAGACAGGGGACUAUACCUAUUCAUUCUACAUGACCGGAGGAGUGUUAAUAACUGCAGCCUUGAUACCAUUGAUUUUGAUUUGCGUAAACCGUGGGAAGUCGAAGGUCGUCCCCGAGGAAUCAGAAAUAGAAGAGAAGAAAGACAACUUUGAAAGAGUGUCCAUAGCAAUUCAAACUCUCGAUGAAACGGAAGUAUUGGGAAAAGAACUGCGCACAGAGUCCUUGUCAAGAAAGCGCGCUGCAAGCGCAUUUCUCUGAAAGACGUAAAAUAUAAUAAAAACGUUUGUUCUUUUCUGGUUAAGCUUCCAAGAAGCUACGGCCCUCAAUCCGUCUAAGAGGUUGCCGAAUUGUUGUGUUUCGAGUUUUUGACACGCCUUACUGUUCUUCUUUCCUCAAAUGAUAAGUUUUUCUGUUACACAGCACAGUAUCAAAAUUUAGAAGUAAAUUUCUUGCGAUUUUCAAGAAUAUGGCCAAUGAUAAAUAGUAUGCUACAUCGAUGUCCAAUAAAACUCGUUCAAUGCCAAAGA
Molecule: messenger RNA, 2319 nt
Organism: Pocillopora damicornis (cauliflower coral)
Lineage: Eukaryota; Metazoa; Cnidaria; Anthozoa; Scleractinia; Pocilloporidae
Product: monocarboxylate transporter 4
Biological process (GO): transmembrane transport
Molecular function (GO): transmembrane transporter activity
Source: RefSeq, a predicted model, not a curated record